CAGGAUUGAGGAUGGUAUUGCUAUAGUUGGCCGGAAUAAAACCUUAAAUUGUUGACAGAAAAAAUUGCAGCUAAUUUUUCGGUAUAGUGUUUGGCAUCUAGUUUUACAUAUUUAUAAAUGAACGAAUGAAACUUAUUUAUCCUCGCAUGACGGGCAUUAACAGCUGUUAUAACACAGAUGUUCUGUUUUAUACACCUUAUAAAAACAUAUUACCUUAAAAUCAGAUUUAUAUUAUGGCUGACAGAAACAGCUACAAAAACAUUUUUAUUUUUUGCUUGUGGAAAUAAUUUCUAAAUACAGGAAAACCUGGCAUAAAACCUAUACUAAUAAAAUAGCAUUGAAUAGAAAACAAAACAUUAGCAAAAUCUUUUAUUUUAUGCUAGAAGAUCAUUCACUACAAAACCCUGUACCUAGCAACAACAUCAUACCUGUCAUGCUUGGUUAAAAUUCCUGUUGUAGUUUUAUUGCGGUUUAAAGCAAGGCAGUUAUAUACCAUAAUUUUCUUCAAUUAUUCAUAUCAUUUGAAUGGUAACUAAAGACCGCCUAUUUUAAGUUCUUAUAGCUGCCAAAGGGACAAUGUAUUGCAUUAAAUAUGCAGGAUUAAGUUGGCUGCUGUAUGGCUGGCGUAUCUUAUGUAUUUGGCAAGUCAGGGAACUUGUUUAAUACUUUAACAACAAAACUUUUUAAGUAAUAAGUUUCGGUGAUGGGUAUUUUCAGCAACCGCAAGAAUUUCAUUAUUAUUUGGUGGUUGACGUUAUUUACACCUCAUGCUCGCUGUCAAGCGCCAAAUUCAUGCCACCGGGUUUGCAUUGUAAGAUUAAUAUUGCUGAGUGUUUAUAACCAGAGUUUCAAGCUAAAGCCAGGUUGAUAGUUGGUAUAUUUGUGAGUUGGCGACAUUUUAUAUUUAACUUUUUUUUUCGAUAUAUCUGCCAAUGAAGUUCUAUGGCAGGGCACAUUAGGAGACCUUGGAUUUAGUGCAGAGUUGGCUCAUUAUACUAAUUAUUAAACUUAAUUGGGAUUUUAAAUAAAGCUGCAAAAAAGCAAAUAAAAUUGUUUUAAAUUUAACAACUUUAAAAUUCAAUUGUUUUUACCUUUUUACGUGGUUAUAAUUACUGAAAUGAUUUAUUCAAAGGUGGCACGCUUACCAAGACAAUUAGUGCAACUUAACUGAUUGUUUUCAGUUAUUUAGUUACAGGUUUCAUUUAAUAUUAAUGAGCAAAGUCAAGCAAGAUAAAAGAUUUUAAUCUCUUUUAUAAAUUAUUCUUUUCAACUUUUUCUUGAAGGUAAUUGUUCAUCAGUUUAAAAUGCAGCUUUUGUUCAAAUCGCAUCACAAUAGACUUAUAAGGUCAAAGAUAAUGUAUUGUGAUGUCACAUAGAAUAGAAAGAACUAGAACUACAGUGAAUUCUACAAAUAUUUAAAAGGCUCCUUGGGUUCGUAGGAAAAAAAAACAGAUUUCAAUUAUGAAAUUUUAAAAUAGCGAAACUUUAUCCAGGGUAAAAUCAAAAACAAAAGAUGUUUUGUCUUGUUAUGUACCAUUUAAACUUUUUAAAAAGUGUUUUAAAAUGAAAAACCUUAGUAAUGCAAGUUAAUCAUAAUUUAUUGUUUGAUAAACUGUUAAUUAAAUAAAUUGGGAAAAAACUUUUGCUUUUUUAGAUAUUGGUUUUUGCUCUAUUGUGUUUUAUCAUAAAAAUGUCGAUUGCAAAAUUAUUUCGAAGAUUUUCUCAACAAACCACCUGCCACGGGCUGUCACAAGUGACGAGCAACAACCGACGGUGUAUAAGAGUUGUUUGGUUCAUUGUAGUGGUCCUGAUGACAGGGGGACUUGUGUGGCAAGUUACCACCAAAGUAUUGGAAUAUACAAAGUAUUCAUCGAGCAUGCAACUACAUGAGGAGUUUAUGUCGGUGCUCAAGUUCCCUGCUGUUACAAUCUGUAAUUUAAACAGGUUUUUCUCCAUUAAGUCAAAGUUGGAACUUGAAGCAGUUGAUGCUUUGAUACGAGCUUCUUCCCCAUUUAAAGAUAGUGAAAACGACGAAUGGUGGUCGGCUGAGGUCCAGAAGUUUUACGAAGAUUUAGAGAAACGUGGAUCGUCCUCGUUUUAUUUGGGGGAGGAGGUUUUAUCAAAGGGAUGGAAACUUAACAGUUCAACAUUAAGACAUUGUACAUUUCAACAGAAGCCGUGCUCAUAUGAAAACUUCACCAAAGUUAUAACACCAAUGGGGAUUUGUUAUGAGUUUCGAUCACAAGAUGCAGUACAGAGCGUGCCAGGUGGUGGUCAUGGGCUUAUUGUAUAUCUGGAUAUUAUGCAGGACCAGUACAGUUCCCAUCCUGUGUAUGGCAACCCGUCAGCAGGGGUCAAGGUUCAAGUCCACGGUGUGGAAGAACCAGAAGAAGUAAAAAACUUUGGAGUGAACGUGGCUUCGGGGCAUGGGGGACAUAUUGUACUUGGUCAAGUAGAGAGAAAACUAAUGUACCCACCGUGGGGGAUAUGUUCACCUUCACUACCCAUACUCAAGUAUUAUGAUCACUACAGCACCUCUGCAUGCAAGAAAGAAUGCAGAAUCAACCAUAUGAUAUCAGCAUGCGGAUGUCGGCCAUAUUGGGCAGUGCAAGUUGUCAAUGCAAGUGAAUGUGAAGCGAGAAGAAUCCUCGAUUGUGCUGGAGCUGCUGAAGCUGACUUUGAGCGUAGCUUCACCAUGGAGAAAUGUGGAUGUGUUGAACCUUGUGAGUUCACAUCAUACGAUACUAAAGUCACAUAUUCAACUUUCCCAAGUAUUGAAGUUGGGGAGCAUUUCGCUAAUGAUCUUUAUCAUAAUGAGUGUAAGAUAUUAUUGUGUUUUCGAGCACAAGGUGUAUGA
Ciona intestinalis (vase tunicate) is the source of this 2857-nucleotide messenger RNA. The record is from RefSeq and is a predicted model, not a curated record. NCBI's taxonomy places the organism in Eukaryota, Metazoa, Chordata, Ascidiacea, Phlebobranchia, Cionidae.